GGUUAAUAAUAUUUAUCAGACAGCCCUAAUCAUGAAGGAACGUAAAUAAAACACAUCUACUGCUCGACAAAAUCCUGCAUAAAUACUACUACCAACUAAUAGUUUUUUCUUCUGAUGAAAACACAAGAUAAUAAGAAAUAUAUUAUUUUCUUAAAUAAACUCUAUAAUCAAAUACUGUUUUUCUAUUUUUAAACUACUCCUGCAGAUUUAUAGUAUUAUGUAAUGGGCUGUAUUUUUCAACUUUGAUUUUCAUAAGAAUUUCUUUAAGUUUUACAAAAAUCAAAGUUUAUAUUUAUUAGUUUUUAUAAAUAAAUUAAAGUGUUACUUAAAGCAAUACAUUCUAAGUUUAGAGUUUUCAUUCAAAGACACUAAAAAUGCGUAUAAAUAAAAAUUUAAAUAUGUUUCUAAAUUCUUCUUGGUUAAAGCCAUAUUAUUUUAAUAAACAUUUAACAACGUGGUCUUCAGUUGCUUCAGCAUUUAAUACCCGGCCAAACAGAGUGAAAUCCUUGAAAUCACAAUUUCUAGGAGAAAACACUGGACUCUUUAAACACAGUGAACUUCAAGAACCCAAUGGAUUUUAUCUUCUUAAAGAUAAUGCUAUUUCCAAAUCUGAAGUAAUGAUCCAGGAAAUACUCGGUACAACGCGCAAAAGGAAAAUGGUUACAGUAUUUGAUGAGUUAUCGGAUACUUUAUGUAAAGUGGCUGAUCUUGCCGAAUUCGUACGCAUUGGGCAUCCCCAAGAAAGAUUUGCAUAUGCCGCCAAAGAAACUUCGAUUUCAAUUAGUAAUUUAGUAGAAGAACUAAACACCAACAGAGACCUUUAUCUGAAGUUAAAACAAGUUGUUGAAAAAGGAGAUGUUUGUGCUACUGAUGAUACUGAUAAUUACAUAGCUAAUCUUUUCUUAUUUGAUUUUGAGCAAAGUGGAAUACAUCUAGAUAAGAAAACCAGGGAGAAGAUAGUCCAGUUUAAUGAUUAUAUCUUGCAUGUUGGGUCACAUUUUAUGAGUCGAACUCUGAAUCCUCGAACUGUUCUUAAAUCUCAGUUGCCUGAGUCCAUCCGUCAUAGUUUCUCUGGUGAUGGUGAUACUGUUGUUGUGGGUGAUCUUUUCUCAGAUUCCAAAAAUGAAUUUCUUAGAGAAGCUGCAUAUAAAAUUUUUCUUUAUCCUGAGAAGCAACAAGAAGAACUGCUUGAAGAAUUGUUAAAAGCUAGACAAAAGCUAGCCGUAUUGUGUGGUUUUCCAACAUACGCCCACCGUGCUGUCCGAGGGAGUAUUGCUGGUACUCCAGAGUUUGUUCAUGAGUUUCUAAAACUUACAAAUGAAAAGAUAAAAACUAAUGCCAAUGAAGAUUACAAUCAUCUCUUGAAAUUGAAGCAGGAAUGUAGUCAGAAAUCACAGGCUUUAAUGCCUUGGGAUGUACCUUAUCUCAUAGCCCAAUCAAAAUACAACGAGUUUGACAUGAAUAUUUCUGACUAUUCACCUUAUUUUUCCCUAGGAGCAUGUAUGGAUGGUUUAAAUUACAUAUUUAAUGCGUUAUAUAACGUUACAUUGCAAGUUGAAGACGUCAAAGAUGGUGAAAUUUGGCAUGAUGAUGUAAGAAAACUUAGUGUUGUUGAAGGAAAUGAAAUACUUGGAUAUAUUUACUGUGAUUUUUUUGAGAGACCUAAGAAACCUAACCAAGAUUGUCAUUUUACUAUUCAAGGGGGUCGCUUGUGCUCUGAUGAUACCUAUCAGAAGCCGAUUGUAGUAUUAAUGUUAAAUUUACCUAAUCCCUCACUCUUCCAGCCAUCUUUAUUAUCUCAUUGUAUGGUUGACAAUCUGUUUCAUGAGAUGGGACAUGCCAUGCACUCUAUGUUGGCUAGAACUACUUAUCAGCAUGUUACUGGAACUAGAUGUUCCACUGAUUUAGCAGAAGUCCCUUCUGUAUUAAUGGAAUAUUUUGCAUCAGAUCCUCGAGUUGUAUCUAAAUUUGCAAGGCAUUAUAAAACUGGAGAAACCAUCCCUCUUAACCUAGUUAACAAACUUCAAAGCUGUAAAAAAAUGUUUUCUGCGUGUGAGAUGCAACUGCAAGUUUUUUAUGCUGCCUUUGAUCAAGCUUGUCACAGCGACAAUUUUGCAGUUUUCGGUUCAACUACUGAAUUGCUUGCCCAUAUCCAGAGUAUUUUUUAUGGACUUCCCCAUGUUCCAAACACAGCCUGGCAUCUGCGAUUUGGCCAUCUGGUUGGUUAUGGUGCCAAGUAUUAUUCCUAUCUUAUGUCUCGUGCUGUGGCAUCUUGGACUUGGUAUCAGUAUUUUAAGGACAAUCCAUUUAAUGGAGAAGAAGGUAAACGAUAUCGAAGUGAACUGUUGGCACAUGGGGGCUCUAAGCCACCACGCCAAUUGGUGGAACAAUUUCUCGGAGCUAAAGUUACUCCUGAAACGCUGUCUGAUGCAUUAUUAAAAGAUAUAAACACAAAAUGUAAUUAAAAAUUAUUGUUGCAUGUUUUGUUUCCCAACUGAGUUUUUAUUUGCCUUAUUUAGAGAGAAAAAAUUAUAUACUUAUAUUGUUUGAUGCUGAUUUGAAUUUAUUGAAAUUUAAUUAUUUUUUUGUGGUAUUAAUUAUCAUUAUAAUUAUUAUUACUAUAGUUAACAAUAUGUAGUACUUAUUUAUAUACAUAAUAUUCUUACAACUAUUUUUUACUCUCCUUCAUAAAUAUAAUUUAAAAAUUGUUGACAAAUUAAGCAGUCACAUGACUUUUGUUCAAAACUAGAAAAUAAUGUAUAACAUAAACAUAGAUAAAAACAGGAAAUUAAUGUUUGAAAGAGCUUUUAAAGAAAUCAGUUAAGUUUAACAAUCUAUACACAUACUUGCAUAUGGGAGUCCUCAUAACAAGGUUAUGGAAAUUUAGUAAUUCAACUUAUUGUGUUAAGUUUUUUCUAGAAAAAUACUGUAGACAUAUAUCUCCUGAUUUACAUGAAUCUCCUGAUUUAAAUGUUAAAAUUAAAUAAUCCAUAUCAAUUUAUCUCUAUUCAAAAUUUUCUCAAACUCUUGACUUUUUUUUACCACUACAAUAUUGUGAACUAACAUAGCAAAAACUAUGUAUAUUUAAUUUAAUUAUCUAAGCUAAAGAUUUUAUUUUUUGUCUCAUGUUUGUUACGCAUAUAGUAAUUUAAAGAAAAAAGUAAAAAUUUUUUCCAUUGACUAUUUAUUUUCUAUAUAGUUAUAAAGGCAAUAAUUUAACAAAAUUUGUUAAUUUUAUUUAAUUUCAAGUAGUUUAUUUUAGGCUGUGACAAUUUAUGAGAAAUUAGGUUUUUAUUUAAUAGUGUGUGCUUCUAUUAAACUUUUUUUUUCUUAUAUUUGUUUUGUAUAUAGUUAUAAAUGCAAUAAUUUGACAAAAUGUUACUUUUAUUUAAUUUUAAGUAGCUAAUUUAAGCUGUGACAAUAUAUGAAAAAUUAGAUUUUCAUUUAAAUUUCUUUUAAAUAUUUAUGUGUCUUAUAGUAUUUAUUAAAAAAAGAAAUUGUAAAUAAAGUUAUUUUAACUGUGUGAUCAAUAAACUCCUUAUUGAAAUGUCA
Parasteatoda tepidariorum (common house spider) is the source of this 3552-nucleotide messenger RNA. Its product is annotated as mitochondrial intermediate peptidase. NCBI's taxonomy places the organism in Eukaryota, Metazoa, Arthropoda, Arachnida, Araneae, Theridiidae. Gene Ontology annotation, cellular component: mitochondrion. The record is from RefSeq and is a predicted model, not a curated record. Gene Ontology annotation, molecular function: metalloendopeptidase activity. Gene Ontology annotation, biological process: peptide metabolic process.